AUGGCGAUUCGGCAGUAUGUUGAUGUAUCGGGAAAGUUGCGCCUAUUCCGUCCCGAGCCGGCGGUGCCGGCGCAGCAGAUUCGACAACGACGGCGAGUAACGAGCCAGGCUAUAUCGGACCCGUUCGCGUUCUCGUUUGACGAUGGAGAGGAGAACGAGGAAGGGAAUGCGGCGGAGAGCAACGGUUACGGCGACAACGAACGAGUCUCCCUCCUCUCUCAUGCAGACCCAGAGGAGGAGACCCUAGCAGCGCUCGACUGGCCCGCCCUGUGCACCACCCUCGCCUCCUUCGCCUCCACCUCAUACGCCCGCCGCCUGCUGCUCUCCCUGCGGCCCCCCAAAGCCAAAGCACCCGCCCAGGCCCACCCCACACUCGCCCUCCCCUCUCACACUUACACCCACUCAGAAACAAGUCCCUCAGAAAAAGCCCUUUCGAAAGAAAAUCUCCCCCCGUGGGGGUAUGCAGAGCUACAGGGGCAGUGCGAGGGGUUGCUGGAGGAGACAGCAGCAGCGAUUGAGCUGGAGGAGAGGGCAGGGGGCGCUGUGGACCUCAGUGGCGUGAAUGCCUCGUUAGUGGGCGAUGCGCUAAGAGUGCUGGGGCGCGGGAUGAGCGUGAGCGGGCGGCAGGGCGCUGCUGUGGCUGCCAUGAUGGUGGCGGCCAAUGGGGUGCGGCGCGGGGUCAUGGACGCUGUUGCUGAGGUGGAGCGAGGAGGGGAGCGAGGAGGAGAGGGGGGUGGAAGGGAGGGGGGUGAGAAAAGCCGCCUGCACAUUCUUCUGGACAUG
Molecule: messenger RNA, 783 nt
Organism: Closterium sp. Yama58-4
Lineage: Eukaryota; Viridiplantae; Streptophyta; Zygnematophyceae; Desmidiales; Closteriaceae
Source: the annotation of a GenBank genome assembly